Limulus polyphemus (Atlantic horseshoe crab) is the source of this 1288-nucleotide messenger RNA. RefSeq names its product WD repeat-containing protein 55-like. Gene Ontology annotation, molecular function: protein binding. Lineage: Eukaryota; Metazoa; Arthropoda; Merostomata; Xiphosura; Limulidae. Bases 125 to 1165 code for a protein of 346 amino acids. The transcript is spliced from 9 exons. The record is from RefSeq and is a predicted model, not a curated record.
GCGUGUUUAUAAAACUUGAAUUUGUUAAAAAGAGGUUGCUAAAAGUUAUAAGUUUAUGAAUUUUUAACUGAUGAGGAAGAAAAAGAAAUUUUUAAGCUGAUCAAUUUCUUUAAAGGUCAUUAGAAUGACUGAAUUAGCCUCAAAAGUCCUGACAGAUCCAAAAGUGUCUAAAGCACCUGUAGAUAUUGACAUAGAUAGUAUUGUUGUGGAUAUUUGUUUUCAUCCAGCCAGGGAUGCAAUUGCAGCAGGCACCAUUGAUGGAGAAGUAAAAAUAUAUUCUUAUUCAGUAGACAGUACAAACCAUGAGUUAAUGACUUUGGACCACCAUAAAAAGUCCUGCAGAGCCUUGUGCUUUUCUGAAGAUGGUACUCUGCUCUUUUCAGCUUCAAAGGAUAAAUCCUUACAAGUGGUGGAUAUGAACACAGGAUCUGUCACAAGUAAAAUGAUGAAUGCUCAUAAAAGUCCAAUUUACAGUUUGCUGGUGAUAGACAAUUAUCUUAUUGCUACAGGAGAUGAUGAUGGUUAUUUCAAGCUAUGGGAUUAUCGUCGUGAGACAGCCAUCAUGGAAGCUAAGAAUAGUGAGGAGUUUAUUAGUGAUUUGACCACCAAUUCUGAGAAAAAAUUUGUCCUUGCCACUAGUGGCGAAGGUACUCUGACAGCAUUCAACAUUCGAGCUAAACGUAUGGAGCUUCAGUCAGAAUUAUUUGAAUCCGAGUUCUUGUCCAUGGCUGUAGUAAAGAAUGAAAAUAAACUUGCUGUUGGAACAGGUGAGGGUGCAAUUAAUAUAUUCAACUGGGGAGAAUGGGGAAACAUCAGUGAUCGCUUUCCAGGUCAUCCUAUGUCUAUAGAUACUAUAGUCGCCAUUAGUGACGAUGUAGUUUGUACUGGUUCAAUGGAUGGAGUCAUCAGAGCUGUUCAUAUUCUUCCCAAUCGAUUUUUGGGCAUAGUAGGCAACCAUGAUGAAUUUCCUAUUGAGAACAUGAGUCUUUCAAGAGAUGGAAAAUUUCUUGCUAGCUGUUCUCAUGACCAGAAAAUUAAAUUUUGGAAUAUUUCAUGUCUUGAUGAUGUAGAAGAGGAUCCAAAUGUUAAACCUAAGCAUAAAAACAAAAAGAAGAAGCUUGCUUCCACUAGACAGGCAGAUUUCUUUGCUGGACUAGCUGACUAGUGUUUGUACAGUGUGGUUGUUUUUUUUUCUUUAAUAAAAAAUUGAAUUUUUAAUACAAAAAAUAGUGACAAGUAAAUUUUAGUCUACUCAUUUUUUGUUGAAGCAAGUAAAUUUGUAUCACAU